ACUAAAGGAGACAAUCCAAUCCAAGCCGGCCCGUUUUUCUUCCAUUCUCCGUCAGCUGCGCGAGCUUACGAGCUUGCGCCGACUGCCUGCUGCCGUGGCCGCUGCUGUGCAGCGCGAGGUCCUGUUCUGUGCUUUACGGUCGCGAGUGCGAUGCAACCGUGCAGAUCUUCUUACCGGCGACAUUCCAGGCGAUAAACUGUUUAACUUUACAGCCAUGCUAGCCAAGCUCGGCGACAUCGUCCCGUUUCUGUCUUGUAACAUGUCAUCAUCGAAACUUCUUUGGAAAGGGACGGUGCUCCUUCGGCUCCGGUGAGGAAAAUUCCCUCCUCGAAUUACGCUGCGGUUUGGCGCCGGCGAAGUCAGCCGAACGUCGUUCGUCGAAACCACUCGCUGCCAUUUUGUUGCGUCCGCGAUAUUUGAUACUCGACUGCUACAUCGAGCCACCACGACAACCAUGCCGAAAGCAGCGGUCAAGCCACCGACGGAUAUGCACAAGUGGAUGUCCACCGGGUCGCUGUUUUUGCCGUACGGAACAUCGGAAGAUUAUGCGCAAGCCGACGAGGACGGUCCCACCAACCACACCUGCACCAUGGCCAACGCAGACUCCCUGGAAUUCGACACAUUCAAGGUGAACCAAGGCAUAGCCAAGUACAAAAAUGCAUUGAAAGUCCUGAUACCAGUACGUCCUCAUCCAAAGGACAAGCACGAGAUGCCAACAAACCAAGCGGGUCUUUUCUCCUUCAUCUCGCUGGUGUGGCUGUCGAAGCUCAUGUGGAAGGCCUACCGCCAGGGCAUCCACCAGGAGGACCUCUGGCAGAUGGCCCCCAAUGACUCGGCCGAGCUCAACGUCAAGAGGCUGGAGAGGCUUUGGAAGGACGAACAGCUACUGCAAGGGGAGAAGGCGCAGUUCUGGAUGGCAGCAGCGAGGUUCUGCAAAACACGUGCCAUUGUCGCGGGAGUCCUCAUCUGCAUCGGCAUGACAUUCCAGUUCCUUGGCCCUGCUGUGCUGCUCCGGGAGAUCCUGUCUUUCCUCGAGGAUAGUGAGUCUAGCACCAGCACUGGGGUGCUUCUGGCCUGCUGCCUGAUUGGCACCCAGCUUGUGCGAUCGGGCUGUCUCAGCAUGUCCUGGAUCAUCGGUGCCCACACUGCAAUUAGACUCCAGGGCGCGAUCCAACUUCUGUUGUACAGGAGAAUGUUGAAGGUUCGCAUUGAGGACAAGCACUCCGGACAGGUGGUGAACCACGUGACCAACGACAUGGAACGGAUCUUUGACGCGGCCAUGAACGGCAUGUUGAUGCUGGGGACGCCAGUGAUGUUCCUGCUCACCCUGGUCUACAGCUGCUGCUUGAUUGGACCCUGGGCCCUCAUGGGCAACUUCAUCAUCCUGCUCUUCUACCCAAUCAUGGGGGGAAUUGCAGGAAUAAUUGCCAAGCUGAGGAGGCAGGCAGUCAAGAAAACCGAUGCAAGAGUCCACCUGAUGGCAGAAGUGGUGAACAACAUUCGAUUAAUAAAGAUGUAUGCCUGGGAGCUUCCAUUCAUAACCAAGGUGGCAGACGUGCGCGGAGGGGAGCGGAGCAUCUUGGUGCGUGGCAACUUCCUGCAGUCGCUGUCGACGACCGUGACGCCCGUCAUCCUGAUCAUGGCGACGGUGUCCACACUGCUCGGCUACGGGGCCAGCGGCAACGAGCUGUCGGCCUCCCGGGCCUUCACCAUCUUCGCCCUCUUCAACGGCAUGGGCUUCUCCAUCGGUACCCUUCCCUACGCCAUACGGGCCGUCACGGAGGCCAAGGUGGCGCUGCAGCGGAUGCAGAAACUGCUAGAGCUGGACGAGGCCAAGAUGUGGUCGAGAAAAGUUGACGAGAGGGAUCAGCGUUUUGCCGUGACCAUCUCCGAUGCCACCUUCACCUGGCAGAGCGUUCCAGCCAACGUCAGAAGCGUGGACAUUGUCAGGGAGAGGUUCAAGGGUGUACAGAGCUCGAAGCCAAAGCACGGGAAUGUCUGCAAUGGGGACACCAGUGAAAAAGCGCUCCUGGAAGAGGCCAACGGCGAACCAGAGGAAGCCCUGCGGGACAUCUCUCUUCACAUAACAAAGGGCUCUCUCAUUGGUAUUUGUGGUAGAGUGGGCAGCGGCAAGACCUCGCUCCUGAAUGCCCUGUGUGGAGAGAUGAACCUGCUGAAAGGCGAUAUUGAUGUAAAUGGCAAUAUUGCCAUUGCAACACAACAGGCCUGGAUCUUCAAUGCUACAAUCCGGGACAACAUCCUCUUUGGUCUGCCCUAUCUCAAGUCAAGGUAUGAUGCUGUCCUUGAUGCUUGCUGUUUGCUUCCAGACCUGGCACAGUUCACCUCUUCUGAUCUCACUGAGAUUGGAGAGCGGGGGGUCACCCUGAGCGGGGGCCAGCGGCAGCGUAUCAGCCUGGCCCGUGCGCUCUACAGCGACCGGGACAUCUUCCUGCUAGAUGACCCGCUCUCGGCCGUGGACUCCAAGGUGGCCAACCAGCUGUUCCGCAAGUGCAUCCAGACGGCCAUGCAGGGCAAGACCGUCUUCCUCGUCUCGCACUCUAUGCAUGUCUUGGAGAAGUGCCAGCAGGUGCUCUUCAUGAAGGGUGGCCGCAUCAUAGAGAGGGGCACCCAUGCUGCCCUGAUGUCCUUCCCUGGGGAGUACCGCAAGAUGUUCCAGCUAGACGCCGCCGGCAAGACCCAGAUGGCGCUGGAAGGCGGGGCAGGAGACAUACCAAACAAGGACUCAUCCGUAGCUAAGGACACCUUGGCUGCAAACAAAGAUGCAGUGGAGGGCAGCAUGGUGGGCAGCCGCCUGGUGAAGGAAGAGGAGAAGGCAGUGGGGGGCAUCUCGAAGGGGGCUGUGUGGCAGUACGUCCAGGCGUGCGGGGGCCCCUGCGUGGUGCUGCUGCUGGCCCUGGCCUUCCUGGCCUUCGUCUGCUCCCAGAUGUUCGCCAACGUCUGGCUCCAGCACUGGGUCGACCAGAUGAAGAAGAAGGAACCACUCCCAAAUGUCACUUCAACGGAACCCACAAUGCUCGUUGGAUUUGGACCCGAGCAGAACAGCUCCCUCUAUGACGAACAGAUUGAAGUGCCUGACAGCCACAGUGAAAGCUACUACUACACCGUCUAUGGAGUCACCCUUCCGGUUAUGCUGUUCUUGGGGAUCAUAAAGGGCAUUGCUUGUACCGUAGUUUUGCUGGCUGCCUCAAGCAGGCUGCACAACCAGAUGCUGCAGAGGGUCCUCCGGUCCCCCACGAGCUUCUUCGACGUGACCCCCUCGGGACGAAUCACCAACCGCUUCUCUAAAGACAUGGAUGAAAUGGACAUCCGCAUCCCGUUCUUCCUGGAAAUGGUGGUGCAGAGCCUGCUGGCGAUCGCCCUGCAGCUGCUCAUCUCGGUCUUUGUCUACAAGGUGUUCUUUGUGGUGCUCGGGGCAGCCGCCGCCCUCUACCUGCUGCUGGACCGCUGGCUCAAUGUCGGGGUGCGGGAGGUGAAGAAGCUGGACAACGUGGCCCGUUCCUCGGUGGUGGUCCACCUGUCCACCACCCUGCAGGGCAUCUCGGUCAUCCGCGUCUUCGACUGCCACAAGUGGUUCACCACCAAGAUGUACCAGCUGGUAAACACACACUCUGUGGCCCACAUUGUGUUCCACCUGGCGUCACGCUGGUUCACCCUGCGCAUGGAGCUGGUGGGCAUCAUCAUGGUGGCUGCGGCAGCCUUCAUAGUGGUCUUCACCCGCAGCUCGGUCACCACUGGCCUGGCCGGACUCGUGCUCACCUCCGUCUUUUCCGUGUGCACUUUCAUACCAUUUAUUAUGAGGCUGAAGUCUGAGCUCUCGGCAAGGCUUACUUCGAUGGAGAGGAUUCACGAAUAUUGCAGGGAUCUGCGCGAAGAGGCCCCCCAGCACCUGGCAACCAGUGGGGCACCCCCGGAGUGGCCUUCAAAGGGGGAAAUUGUGUUUGAGGAGGUGUGCCUGCGCUACCGGGAGGGCCUGCCCCUGGUGCUGCGCAGCGUCAGCUUCCGUGUCAGGGGGGGACACAAGGUGGGCCUCGUGGGACGCACCGGAGCAGGGAAAUCCUCAUUCCUGGUGUCCUUGAUGAGACUCCAGGAGCUUGAAUCUGGCCGCAUUCUGCUGGACGGUGUUGACAUCAGCAAGCUGGGUCUCCACCAGCUCAGGUCGUCGGUGGCAGUCAUUCCCCAGGACCCGGUACUCUUCCAAGGAACUGUGAGAUAUAACUUGGAUCCUCACGACAACAACACAGAUCAGGAACUUUGGGAGGCCCUCGACAGGGCACAUUUGAAGCCAAAAAUCCAGAAGGAAGAGAAGCAACUGGAGAGUGUCGUGGAGAAGAAUGGCGACAACUUCUCGGUGGGAGAGCGGCAACUUCUGUGCCUUGCUAGGGCCCUGCUGCGUCACAACAAGGUAUUGGUUCUGGACGAAGCCACAGCCUCUGUCGAUGCGGAAACCGACCAGCUGAUCCAACAGACCGUGCGGGAAACAUUUGCCGACUGCACGGUCCUGACCAUUGCGCACAGGCUAAACACCGUGUUGAGCUGUGACGUCGUCAUAGUAUUGGACACGGGCAAGGUCAUUGAAAUGGACAGUCCCCUUGCACUGGCCAAUGACCCAAACUCUGUGUUUGCAUCCAUGCUGAAAGCAACCGGCACGCACUCAUCAAUGCCAGGGUCACAAUAGUAGUCGCCUGGUCAACAACACGCAUCUAUUAAUGCAUAGAAUUAUAUUUUUCUUUAGCUCUCUUUUGCAUCGGAUGGGACGAGCCUAUUAUUGAGAUCUGAUUUUCUUGUGUUGUUUUAAUUCAGUUUAAAUUAUGAUGACUUUGAGAUUUCAAUCUUGGAUUGCAAGAAAUUUGAAUCUCUUUAUGUGAUGCUUUGACUCGUUGAGUUUCUGUGAUAGAAAAUUACACAGUGUUUCUUGCGAGGGUAAUUGCUUAGCUGCACUGGUUUGCAGAAAUGGCAUUUAGGAGAAAAAAAAAAAAAAAAAACUUAUAGUUCUGCAUCCAAAGCAGUGAGCACAGUGCAGUACAGCACAUCCAUCUGUUGUUACCAGAGGCUGAUGCUCUGCUCACCUUCCUCAGGCAUUCAGCUUCCAUGUGUUCUGCUGUAUUUACUGCAGUAGCUGCAUUUAAUGCAAAAGCAUAAGUUUGGCUCAAAGGUUGUGUUGCCAUUUAGACACCGAGUGAGUUGUGCAUUUUUUUGCUAUUCUUUUUUUUCAUUUAGACAACUUUUUAGUCCAGUGAACUUUGUUUUUGAGACUAUUUAGGUAAUUUCUGUUGGCUCAUCGUAGAACACUUGAUUAUCUACUAGUAUAGUGAUCCGGGAUAUAAAAUGCUCCAACUAUAUUUUUUAUGUUUGGUGACUCCAAUGCAUAUUCACGCUUUGUGCUCAAUGUUUAAAGCUCUGCCUCUUAGUUAGCUGAUCUAAAUCACAAUGGCACUUGCAGUGCUCUGCAUUCCCAAUCCUUCACAUGUGUGUCCGGGCAUUGCCAGUGCAUUGUGUCUCAAGUUAGCCAAUUUCUGCAGCAUACCACACUUUCGUGUCUCAUUUAGCCAAUUGUGGUAUGCUCAGGGUUACAGUGUGCGUACAAUGGGACAAUAAUAUUACUCUGGGGACAUUUUCGUUAUCUUUUUUGUAUAGUAUGCCUUCAGUAGGGAAGAACACGCAAGGGGCAGCGAAUAUGCUCUGCCAGCUCCUUAGAGGAGGCAGAGCCUUUGCGAUUGAAGAUGAGAGUAAACACAUUGGUCGGCUUGCUAGAAACGGGGUCUUUGCCAAGACUAUAUGAAAAACGAGCAUUACCAAGGCUAGUGCAUGAGCAGAGUGGCCUAUAAAGUCCAGUCACAAUUAAGUGCUGCGUGCCCCAGGGCUUGCAGGCGUCCUUUUAGAGUCUUAGCUAUGACUCUUUUUCUAGCAAGUUGGCCCUGGCUUUUGUAUCGUCGCAUUUCUUCUUUCCGCACACACACACAUGCUCCUUCCUUCUUUCCUUUUCAAGUUGCCAACUUGCAAAGGAAUGAAAUGUGAGGAGGAACGUACGCGGGUAUCAACUCAUCAGCUGAUGCUCGCGUGUUUUUCCUGAUAUUGAAGGCAGCUGUAUGGUCUUACCCUUGCAAUGUAUGUACUUUUUGCAUAUACGUUAGGUUUUAUACUGUGUUACAACUUCUGUCUGCUAGAUGGGCAGAAGCACAGGCUACCCAGUUGAUAUGAGUAGCCGUAAAGUACCUCAAUUAAUGCCCCUUGGAAGUCAGUGAGUGACUGAAACAUGCAGAACACGGGAGCAUGAGCUGAUCUGUCUGUUUUAAAGGAGCUUAUGGUACAGGUGUGUGAGGCUGCUUGUGUGAAUUGGGUGUUAGCUUGGUUGGUGUGCCAGCAAUUCAGUUAACCUCGAUAUUACAAUUCCUAGCUGAAAUGUUAUUUACAACGUUUGGUUAUUUACAUUCUAAGGACACACUCCGUUGCCAAAGCAAUUAUUUUCUCUUCUUUUUUUAUUAGGAGGUGGUAUUCUGCUUAUUUGUUGUUGUGUUUCUAUAGUACUUUAUACAUGCAAUAAAACCUUAAUGCCUUCUUCUGAUACCUGAGGUGGUGUACCCAUUGUGACAAGUCAUGGGUGUUAGAUUCUAUAUGGGCUAGUUUACAACUAAGGUGAGUUUAGGCUGACAGUAAAACUGCAUUCACAUAGUGGCAGUCAUUUUACCAGCUUUCACUGACCAUGACACAGGGUUGAAUGUGUCUUACUUGUAACAUCGUCACACCACUUGGGUCUAGUCCUUCUGUGUACGCAGCUUGGAACUUCCGAAGGUUGUGUGCUUACGCUGACCAAGUGAUUCUGCAAAAUCAUUCUUGAAGUAUUUGGGAUCAAACUUCAAAGCAAUUUUCUCACCCAAGUUCAGUUCCUUUUAACGCUUUCUGGUUAUUGUGAAAGCCGAUUCCCCUGCUCCUUUGCCAAUGCAGUUAAACUGACAGUUUGAACUCGCCCUAUCAAUGUCUACAAAUGUGCCUCAAGCAUUAAGCACCAUCACAUUAUUUUGCGACUUGUAUCGUAAGCCUACCCUAUAUUUAAAAUGCCCUCCCGGCAAGCAUUCUUAAUGCACAUGUCUUUCUUGUUCAUGAAAGUUGAGGAGCGUCUGCAAAAAGGGAUUCUAACCAUCUGUAUCACACAGUGGCAUAGCCAUUGUUGGGAAGGGGGGUGGGCACUAACCCCCCCCCCCCCCCCCCUCACCUCAAGUCAUGGACUUGGGGUGUGGGGAGCUAUGCCACUGGACUGGUAUCCUGAUGUUCAUAUGCUAUUGUGAUGAAAGGGGCUGUUGGAGCCUGUUUAUUUGUGUGCAGUCUUGAUUUGCUGACUUCCAUCUUAGAGUUAAAGAGGAUGAACACAAAUGCUGCCUUGUGCAGGAGCCAGCCUGAUGUUAAUUAGUGCAUGGUCUGUGUAUCUUUUACACAGAUAGGCACUUUGAAUCCUCUUAGUCAGUGUCCUUGAAGUGCCAGCCUUGUAGGUUCCUUGCUAGGUUUCUUUUCUUUUUUUCACAUCUUCCCAUUACCGCGGGAAAUCCAGUAUUAUGUCUCUUAGUCCUUUUCGCCUCCAUGAACAUUGUUUCGUGGCCUUAUACACGUGGGGCAUACAUUCAUAGAUUGGCCAUGUGGGUGGCCAUUGUGUCGAUGCAUGCCCAUUUAAGUGCAUUGUUGGUUCGAUCCAUGAAAGAAAUGUCAUGUUGACUCAUCUAGAUAAUGCUAUUUUGUGACACCAAUUGCUCUGAAUAAAUAUGCUUUUCUUUUUGACCA
Molecule: messenger RNA, 7791 nt
Organism: Ixodes scapularis (black-legged tick)
Lineage: Eukaryota; Metazoa; Arthropoda; Arachnida; Ixodida; Ixodidae
Product: multidrug resistance-associated protein 5
Exons: 30
Coding region: 455-4696 (1413 amino acids)
Biological process (GO): transmembrane transport
Cellular component (GO): membrane
Molecular function (GO): ATP binding; ABC-type transporter activity; ATP hydrolysis activity
Source: RefSeq, a predicted model, not a curated record